UAGCGAUUCAUCCCACAGCCUUGAACGCAGCACCAAACCUGCUUUAGAAGCGUGAGAAGGAGGAAGAAGUCAGCCGACUUUGAGGCAACAUUAACCUCGCUACUUUGUCGGGGAGAGUCGUUCAAAUUCAACCCACACUUAACACCGUAGUGGGAAGGCGACAUUUGAACGAUUCUCCUGCUCCUACAAGAUGGCAGAGCAAACUAGCAGUGUGAGAUAUCAGGAGUUGGUGAAUCAUGAGGAGGAGCCACUCCCACCAUCUCAAGAGGGUCCUGCUCAGGAGGUACCACCACCCCCUUACAGCAGUGUGGUUGCAGCAAAUUCAGCUUUCUUUGAAUAUAAGGAAGAUGGGGGAAGAUUCCCCAACCCACCGUCCUACAAUGUGGCCACCACUUUGCCCUCUUAUGAUGAAGCAGAAAGAAGCAAAGUGGAGGCAGCCGUCCCUCUUGUCAACGGGAGAGUCACCGAUGAGGACUUUGUGGCCAGAGACGACUUUGAGGACGCCGACCAGCUGCGAAUAGGAAAUGACGGCAUAUUCAUGCUGACUUUCUUUAUGGCAUUCCUCUUCAACUGGAUCGGCUUCUUCUUGUCCUUCUGUUUGACCACAUCAGCUGCUGGACGAUACGGCGCCAUCUCGGGCUUUGGCCUGUCCCUGAUCAAAUGGGUUCUUAUCGUCAGGUUUUCAACCUACUUCCCUGGCUACUUUGAUGGCCAGUACUGGUUGUGGUGGGUGUUCCUGGCUUUGGGCUUCAUGCUGUUCAUCAGGGGCUUUGUCAACUACUCCAGAGUGCGCAAACUUGCAGAUCCUGCGUAUGCCAGUCUACCCCGAACAAGAGUUCUAUUCAUCUAUUAGACUGAGCUUGUCGGACGUGGAAGACACGACGCACACAAAUCAAAGCGAUGAGACGUCUGAGCUAAAGGAAGAAGCGAUUGGGGUACUAGUGGAUGGAUGACUUUAGUUUGCAAGCGUUUUAAGAGCAGGUUGAACUGUAAUAGUCCCUCAGUGUACUCGUUAGUGGCGCAUGUUCACCUGCUAUUUUCAUCCGGUCUGUUAACUUUUGUUUUCGCUGGACUACACGCUCAUGUCACCAGCUGUUGUUAGCAUGCGGCGUCACCACAUGCUUUCCACUCGUACAACAUGUGAGGCCAGUCUUAUAAGUACCAUACACUAUAUGGACUAAAGUAUUGGGACACAGGGCAGGGGUGUCCAAACGUUUUCCACUGAGGGCCGCAUACAGAAAGAUUGAAAGAUGCCAAGGACCUCUUCUAUUUUACUCUAUAACCAAUCUAAUGUACAUAACACAUUUGCUAGAAAUGUUUAGAACAAAUUAAAUCUUAAUCAAACAAUCGUUAAUGAUAAUAAAGUUUUUGGGGUGUGUAAACUAAAGACAAAAUUCACUGAUAACAAUUAUAACGGCAAUAGGUUAAUUAUGUCUCCUUUUUGAAUGUGUGUGUUCAGUUUCCUAUAUUCAGACUAGUUGUGGCUAUAAUAGAAUCGAGUUGAUUACAGUGGAAUCUUAAUUGGGUCUUGAACAUGGAGAAGUUCAUACAUAAAAGCAGAGUUCCCCAUAAGAGACAUUGUAAACAUGAAUAGUAGGCUCCAGCCUCGACAAAAGUCCCGAUUUUAUUGAAGGUUUGUACACUUUGGACACAAUAUAAAGUGUUACACAGUACUGUAUAUCAAACACAGGUGCAACGUUCUAUUUAAUGACAAGUUGAACUUUGCUGUAUGCACUGCACUGCCAACACACACACACACACACACACACAAGCCACUAUGGUGUCCUCCCAAACAAUCAGACAUCCUAAAACUUUUACCAACCAUAUUGCUACAAUAAUAAGCAUUUAAAAAAAGUAACAUCCCUCACAUUGACAAGGAGCUGAAUGGAAAGAGUGGACAGACCGUGAGAUACAUACUUGCCAACCCUCCCGAAUUUUCCGGGAGACUCCCGAAAUUCAGCGCCUCUCCCGAAAACCUCCCGGGACAAAUAUUCUCCCGAAAAUCUCCUGAUUUUCAGCCGGAGCUGGAGGCCACGCCCUCUCCAGCUCCAUGCGGACCUGAGUGAGGACAGCCUUUUUUUUAUGACGGGAGGACAACAGGGUGACAAGAGCUAAAUCAUCCAGACUAGAUAGAAAUUGUAUUAUUAUGUUUAUGUUACCUAAAAAUAAAUAUAUUUAUUAAUUAAAUUUUUUUUUUUUAUAAAUAAAUAAAUAAAUUUUUACUAUAUUUUGCUAAAAACAUCAAAAUUAAUUGUAUUUUUAUUUGUGUUUUUUCUGACUCCUUAUUACAUCCAGCCAUAGAAUUAUACAUUCAAAUAAACAUAUUUGAAAUAAUUAAUUUUAAAUUAUCAUAAUAAUUCAUUUAAAAUGACCAUAUUUAAUAUUAAAAUAAUUGCUUGUUUAUCAACAACUUUAGCAUUUUAUUCAUUACAUUUUGAAGCUCUCAGAAGCCAAGUUAUGUUAUAUUCCUUAAUAUUUAUUUAUGCAAGUUUGAAGUAUCAAUUAUCUAAACACAGUUUUGUUUGCAUAUUUUCAGGAUGUAUAUAUAUAUAUAUAUAUAUAUAUGAAAUACUUGACUUGGUGAAUUCUAGCUGUCAAUAUACUCCUCCCCUCUUAACCACGCCGUUAACCACGCCCUGCCCCACCUCCGACCACGCCCCUACGCCCCACCUCCCGAAAUCGGAGGUCUCAAGGUUGGCAAGUAUGGUGAGAUAGAAAGAAGUGGGAUCGGAGCCUGCUUGGUCAAUCAUACUUGGGAGUGCUAUUAAAUAACCUUAAGGCCCAAGCUGUUUGUUUACAUGCUUUUUUUUUUAAUUUCUCUUUGCUAUUUGGGCUUGUUGGACCCUAAUUAGAAUAAAAACUAAGAAUCAUCUUUUGAUAUGAUGUACUUAGUCCAUAAGUACACAAACGUGUACUUCAUGUUUAGUGACAUGCUAAUUCUUAUUUUUACACUUUUUUUCCCUCCAAAUUCUAUCGUAUGUUAUACUCUUCUGACACUCUUCUGGCAGUAUAAGUGUCCACAUAAGCGGCCGUAAGAUCCCAAUUCAGUAGUGUACACAAUUUUGGAAAUAAGAGCUAAAAGGUGCUGUCCACGCAUGUGGCCACUAAGCCUUUAGAGCAGUGGUUCUUAACCUUGUUGGAGGUACCGAACCCCACCAGCUUCAUAUGCGCAUUCACCCAACACUUCUUUAGUGAAAAAUAAAAUGUUGUUUUUUUCAAAUUCAAGACAAAGUUAUACGUUUUUGGUAACACUUUAGUAUGGGGAACAUAUUCUAAGUAACAAUGACUUAAUUUAGUUAUUUAGUGAGGGUUAGGGUUAGAGGGUUAGAGGGUUAGGGUUAUAAUAAGGCCAUGCCGAAAAAGGCAUUAAUAAGUACUUAAUAAUGACUAGUUAAGAGCCAAUAUGUUACUAAUUUGCAUGUUCCCAUACUAAAGUGUUACCAUGUUUUUUUUAACUGGUGCACAAAAUGAAGCGUGCAUGACCAUCACCUUGUUCACAGAACAAAACCAACACAGUGCAUAAACUCACAACAAAUGACACACCUGCAAAUCAGUCUGACUUCUGCUGUUGUCGUAUCCGUAAUACGCCGAUAGGGAGAAGUUUUUAUUUACACGAUGAGUCGGGUGUGUCUCGACCUCCGCCGAACCCCUGAGGCCGACUCACCGAACCCCUAGGGUUCCAUCGAACCCAGGUUAAGAACCACUGCUUUAGAGGUUUUAAUGUACAGUACUCCUCCAAAUAGUCAUUUUUUUCCAUCCACAGGGAUUCCCUCGUUUUUUCCCCACACUGGUCUGUUGGCUUUUUGGGUCUCAUUUUGUGUCAGUAAAAUGGAAAAUUAACGACUGAAUGAAGCAUUCGUACACAGAGACAUGGUUCGCACACGGAGGCAUUCUUGGAGGCGGUCCAAAAGUUUGUGUAUCUACGUAGUUUCCACUGUCGUCUGCAGAAGGGUCACCUGAUCGCUAUCAUACCUAAAACUUGUCUGAAAAGGAAACUGCUGCGCUAACGUGUUUCCACACACUGCCCUGACCUACAUAGAGUGAACAUGUGUGUUCUAGUCCACCUUUGUUCAUAAUGUUUCACCAAGGAAUAUGAAUACUUGAGUCCAUCUAGUGUACAUGCUGGUCAUGCAUGUGUUUCAUACCGCUCCAAAUCAGCGUCCACGUGGUUUGACCUGAUCCGCAAUCAACAAACGUGUGUAGAUUUGAUAUAACUGGACAUUUAGUUGCUACAAAAAAAGUUGUAUAGGAGAAAAUAUAUGUGGCGGAAACAACUAUUAUCAAAGAAUGUUGUAUGCACUUUUAGAAACUAACAAAAAGCCCUUCGUUAUUUGACGUCAAGCCUAAAACAAACAAAAAAAGUAUAUUUGCAAUGUUGGGUUUUGUCAGAGGAAAAAGUGAUUUGAAGCACAGUCGUGUUUAGGGGCGGUUCAACACUUUUUAGCCUUCAUUGUUCAACUUUACUACGCACUAUCAUGGCUUUGAUGUUCAUUUCAAGUGAUGUAGAACUGCAUCUUUGCUUGUUCUGAAACUGUACAGAAAAUAUUUACUUCAAUAAAUGUCACUUCUAAUGCC
This is a messenger RNA of Nerophis lumbriciformis (worm pipefish), 4575 nucleotides long. It is a transcript of the gene ndfip1, whose product is annotated as Nedd4 family interacting protein 1. Gene Ontology annotation, molecular function: WW domain binding. Gene Ontology annotation, cellular component: perinuclear region of cytoplasm; endoplasmic reticulum; Golgi apparatus. NCBI's taxonomy places the organism in Eukaryota, Metazoa, Chordata, Actinopteri, Syngnathiformes, Syngnathidae. The record is from RefSeq and is a predicted model, not a curated record. Gene Ontology annotation, biological process: ubiquitin-dependent protein catabolic process; positive regulation of protein ubiquitination; metal ion transport.